Messenger RNA from Rhipicephalus microplus (southern cattle tick), 2290 nucleotides. RefSeq names its product iris. NCBI's taxonomy places the organism in Eukaryota, Metazoa, Arthropoda, Arachnida, Ixodida, Ixodidae. Gene Ontology annotation, molecular function: serine-type endopeptidase inhibitor activity. The record is from RefSeq and is a predicted model, not a curated record.
UCUCACUCCGUUUGGUACGUCGGUGGGGACAAGCAAGUGACAUCUAUAACCUUGUUUCAACGACUGCAAUCUUGGCGCUUCCUAUCGCUGUGGGAGGUCCUCUGAGACUCGGACAAGAAAAAUGGCGACUAGGGAACUCGGUGACUCAUUGCUCGACUUUUCCAUCGACCUGUACAAGCAGCUGGCCUCAACAAACAACUCUUCCGAAAACAUUGUCUUCUCCCCGUUCAGUAUCUCGGCGGCACUCUAUAUGGCUCUGGCGGGGGCCCGAAACGUCACCGCCAAGCAGCUCGCCGACGUCCUGCACGUGAACGGGGACGAGGUCCACCAGAACUUCUUCAGCUUCCGGUCCAAGCUAACGGGCCUCGCUCCUGGAGUCAAGUUGCGCAUGGCCAAUCGUAUGUGCACGGACGAGACUCUUCCGGUCCUCGAAAGCUACGGCGCCCUCAUACGGGACUCGUACGGCGCCACGCUCGAAACGGUCGACUUCAAGAACGACUUCGAGAACGUCAGGCGACGAAUUAACGCUUGGGUCGAGCAAGUCACGGAAACUAAGAUCAGAGAUCUUCUUCCUCGUGGAAGCGUGAACAGCUUGACCAAAAUGAUGCUGGUGAAUGCAGUCUACUUCAAAGGCCUGUGGGAGUGCCAGUUCGAGCCUGCACUGACAGAACGCUCCGAUUUCCACUUGGACAAGAGGAACACGACGAAGGUGGACAUGAUGUACAAAGAAGAUGACUACAAGAUGGGUCACGACAAUGACCUCGCUGUGACCGCACUGGAGAUCCCUUACAAAGGCGGAAAGGCUUCCAUGGUCAUCCUCUUGCCCGACGAUAUCGAAGGGCUAGCUCAACUCGAAGAACGUCUGACCUUUGCCAAAAUGUCUCACCUCCUGAAGUCCCUAACUCUCGACAGUGACGUCCAGUUGGGCAUUCCAAAAUUUACACUGGAACAGACGGUCAAUCUGAAGCAGACGCUGUAUGCCAUGGGCAUCGAAGAUUUCUUUACGGAAGCCGCGGACCUCACGGGAAUAUUUGAGAAGUAUAAUGUACCAGUUUCAGAAGUCUUUCACAAGACGUUCGUGGAAGUCAACGAAGAAGGCACCGAGGCAGCCAGUGCGACCGCACUCGACAUGUGCGACUGCGCAGCGUUAGAUCAGACCGUAUUUAUCGUCAAUCGGCCUUUUAUGUUUUUUAUACUUAGCUAUCAUCCAAAGGCUGUGCUGUUCAUGGGCUCCGUUCGAAGAAUUUGAACCGUUCCAGUGUUUCCCGAUAGUCAGCUUGCCAUGUUUGGUGGCUUGAUGCGCACAGUGCUUUACCAAAAGAAGAGCGAGUAAGAGACCAGAUUUUCAGCUUACGCGAAUUUAGAUAACUAACUUAAAGGGGCCCUCCAACACUUUUUGAGCAUAAUAAGAAAACAUUGACGUAGGUAGCCAUGACUCCUUAAAAAAGGGGAGCCGCAGAUUAUAGCGUACCACGCUGUUUAGAAUUAACAUUAAUUAAAAUCAGUGAAAAGUUAUUCCCUCAGCUCUCAACAAACAAUGCCACAUACCAAAUCGGGUGCCAUACACCCAAGUUCACGGCCAUUAGCUGACUUGAACAUCGUGGGCUGCAUAGUUAGCGAGGCCACCGCGGGAGGCCACCACGUGUCGACGCACGCGCCCGCGAUCACAGUGAAAGUAAGUUACGCUUUCGCAGAAAAAAAAAGAAAAUGUUCUCAAGAUCAUGUACGCGACUUCUGAACAUAUUCUACAUUUUUUCUUCCUUUUGUGCGUGUGUUGUGUUGCGCGAAUACCUGUUAGCCACCUGAAAGGGCCCUCCUCAUUGUUGGCGGCUGCGAUCAGUGAGCCUCCCAAUGCUGCGGGCGCUGGGUUUGGACAGAUGAGGCAGCCCCGCUUUAUUGCACUUGGAUGGUUCGAAUGCAAGAGGGGGAAAACACGACACUUUGCGCAAUCGUGCCCUGCAGGACGUUCGACACUGUUUUCCCAAAUGGCGAAGCCAAGGAACGCAUCCUGUGACUUCGUGCAACCUUUAGUGCACGCGUGCGUGUGUGUGCUUGUGUGUGCGUGUUUGCGUCAGCGUACGCGUAUGUGUGCGUGGACCAGUGACCAGAAGAGCAGAGCGAAAAAAGCGUAGCAAGAACCAGAGACGCAGCGAGAAGAGCGAGCGAAGAAGAGUUUGCGAAUUGCGAGUGACUUCAGCGGUUGUACUUGUUGCUGUUUAGAGUGGUUGUGCGAAUAAUAUUGUAACCAAGUUUUCUCAAUUAAAUACAAGCUUACAUUUUCAUCUUUUAA